Messenger RNA from Syngnathus acus (greater pipefish), 3417 nucleotides. RefSeq names its product Rho GTPase activating protein 22 (gene arhgap22a). The transcript has 10 exons. Gene Ontology annotation, molecular function: GTPase activator activity. The record is from RefSeq and is a predicted model, not a curated record. Gene Ontology annotation, cellular component: focal adhesion. Lineage: Eukaryota; Metazoa; Chordata; Actinopteri; Syngnathiformes; Syngnathidae. The coding region runs from base 370 to 2439 and encodes 689 amino acids. Gene Ontology annotation, biological process: activation of GTPase activity; signal transduction.
CAGGCAUUUAAGUCACAAGAUUUUUUUCAAAGGCUGCUAGGAGCUGAAAAAUAUCCUCUUGUGAAGAACAGGGAGUGUGGCUACUUGAACAGACAAGGCAUGUCUCAUGUAGACUUAUGGAGUAAUAAUACAUUAGAAACCAAAGUGAAGGAGGGGCGGGAGGGAUGGUGGGCGGUGCUCCAGGCAUCCGACAGGCGAGAGCAGCCUGUGCAAUUGUGGGAGAGAGAUUGAAGGAAGAGGAGCGUGAAGGGUUAAAUGCUUGUAAGUGUGCCUGGCACCAAACGGAAACUGUCCAAGUGCUGGAGAGAACACCAGGGAAAGAGAUGCUGGAAGAGGAUGGAAAAGGGCGAGGCAUCUGCAUGACUGUGUAUGAACAGAGGGAUGCCACCCAUGACCAUGCUCAGCCCCAAGACAAAACAGGAUCGACGAGCACGUUCUAAGAGCAUGGUCUUUGGCGAGUUGUCUCGGGUCUCCAGGCCUUGCUCCCCUCUUGACCAGGAGAAAGUACUGAAGGCAGGCUGGCUGAAAAGACAACGCAUUAUCAUGAAAAACUGGCAACUACGGUGGUUUGUCCUCAAGGCUGAAGCUUUGUAUUUCUACAAAGACCAGAAUGAGAGCAGGGAACAGGGUUGCAUUCCUCUUAAGGGCACCCAUGUUAAUGAGCUGCCCACCAAUCAAGAUGAGCCAGGCCGUCAUUUAUUUGAAAUUGUUCCAGGGGGUGAUACGGAACGUGAUCGAAACCAUGAAACGUUCCUGCUGAUGGCUAACUCUGAAAGUGACUUGGAAGAAUGGGUUAGAGCUAUACACAGAGCAAUAUGGGCCCCACUUGGAGGAGGUAUCUUCGGCCAGCACUUAGAGGAAACUAUGCUUAAUGAGGGACAAUGUGGUCCCGAGCGAAGGGUACCGGCGCUGGUUGAGCGGUGUACGUGUUUCAUACGUGACCACGGGCUUCAGGAGGAAGGCCUGUUCAGGGCUCCUGGGCAGACCAAUCAUGUUCGAGAAUUGCAAGAUGCGUUUGACCGUGGUGAGAGUUUGCUGUUUGACAGUAGCACUGAUGUCCACACAGUAGCGUCACUCCUGAAGCUGUAUUUACGGGAGCUACCUGAGCCUGUAAUACCUUUCACCAAAUAUGCACAAUUUCUCUCUUGUGCAAUGCUACUCAACAAGGACAGAGAAAUGGGUAUCAUAGAGCUCGGCAAGCAGGUGAAAUCGCUUCCGAAGGUCAACUACGACCUUCUUGAAUACAUCUGUAGGUUUCUCGAUGAAGUCCAGUCUCAUUCUGAUGCCAAUAAAAUGAGCGUCCAGAACCUCGCCACUGUAUUCGGACCGAACGUGCUUCGGCCCAGAGUGGAGGAUCCGAUUUCCAUGAUGGAAGGGAGUUCUCAGGUGCAACUCCUGAUGACCAUCCUGAUCAGUGAACACGCCAAACUGUUCCAGCUCGAAAACACCGAAACUAAUUCUUUGCUGCAUCAUAAUGAUACUCCCUAUAAAGCCAAAGUGGAAUGGCUUAAACAAGAUGCCACGGAAAAUCCAGCGGAAUCUCACACAGGUGCUGAAUUACCUCAGGAAACUCUUCAACCUUGUACACUCCCAAAGGACAAUAAGCUGACACCAUCCAUCACUACCUCUCAGACAGAUGAAGGUGAUCUAGAGAAGAAUGGGGUCGCUCACUCAAAUCACAAAACAGAGGCGAGCGAUAGCCCCGCUAAGCAGCCAAGAGUCCUUUCUGCUUGGAGGUGCUCUUUUAAGGGCAGUUCCGUGGGGCAGAGGGGAAACAUCGGGGGAUCAGCGGGGGACGUGUCAGCAACAGGUGGUAGUAACUGGUUGAUGAAUGGCCUGUCAUCCCUGCGAGCACACAGGCGCACCACCUCAUCUGGUGCAAAACUAAAAGACGCCGCUCUGUCACUGGAGGAUUCAACCCUUAAGGAGACCACAGCAAGAGACGGCGAGAAGGACACCUCUCAGAGAACGCUUCCCCAGUCGCACAGAUUGUCCGCCUAUGACAAUGUUGCUCCCUCCACGCUAAGUUUGCCACCUCAAAACUCCAUCUGGACUGCUUUUGAUAUAUCACUGACUGAGCCUGAAGACACCAAACAAACACUCAGUGAUGGUACAACACCGAUAAAUCACAAGCCGAAUAGUGCUGAAGAUGAUAUAACAAAUAUGGUCGUGGAGUUACAGCAAGAGCUGAAGACGCAGAGAGUGAGCUUUGAAAGCAGCAUUCGCAAGUUGGAGGAGAACUGCCGUAAACAUCAGACCCAAGUAAACAAACUUGAAGAGGAGCUCGACCAGGAGAGAAAGCGAUUCUACAUGCUGGAGAUCCGAUUCAGGAACUCGGAGCGAGGGCGGCAAGACGCAGAAAAACGAAACGUUCGACUCCAAAGGGAGAUGGAAGACUUCUUUAAAACUUUACAAGACCUGACAACUAAGCCCAAGUAGACUGGACCAAUCAUCUGAUGUUAGUUAAGGUUUUAAAAAGCAAAAAUAUACAGCUGUUUAUAAAUCGCUAUGGAAGUAGAACGCCACUUCAUAGCAUUGAACUUUGCCAAACAUUUUGCAAUUAUGAGGCAACUUCCUGGUUAAUAGAAGAUAACAGUGCUAUCCUAAUUGCAGGUGGUAGAUGCUUCUAACUGUGCCAAAGUAUCAAAUCUCACCAAAAUGUGAUGGAAUAUUUCUUGCUCAAUGUUUUUGUGGAACUACGGUAGUUUUUCCCAAUCCUGUCAAUUCUUCUAUGUACUGUGAAAACAAAGCUAUGUGUGGUUUUGUUGUCAGUGUUGUUGCCAUGUUUGCGGUCUGUAUUGGAAAUGAAUGAAUGCAUCGGUCCCUCUAAAUUGUGAUCCGUUUUCAUGAUUAAUUACAGCGCAUUGGCACCGAAAGACGUCGAUACCCAAAACCUACAAACUGUGAGGCGGAUGUAUACGCCACUUUCCUACCAUGCAGCCAAUCGACAUUCGGCCAUUCUAAUAAGCUAUAGAAAUGAACAAAGACAAUCGUUCAAAUUCAACUCUUUUAUUUGCUUGAGUUUUGCUUUUGUAUUGUAUGUUAACAGCUCCAUACAAUUAUCCUUUGGGAAAAAAAAAGAAACUCAGGUUUAAAAUUUUGUCUCCAGCGCUUUACAGCCCAUCCGAAGACCGACUUGCCAUCCCAGUAACGCUGAAUGACUUUUUCUUUUAUUUCUGCAUUUAAUCCAAAGUGUGACGAGUACUUUAUAUUUGAGGAGGAUAGGGAGAGGUAACCCACUAAAAACAGUCACUGACGACUUGGCCCAGAAAAUGUGAGGACAUGCAUCACAAUCCCCAAGUGCAUUCUGGGAGAGCGUAAAGUUACUGCUUGGGGUGCCUGAACAUGAUCAUUAUAAAUACGCCACACACUGGGAACCUUGGGUCAUCAAACACAUCUAAAGGGAACAACUGUGGA